Octopus bimaculoides (California two-spot octopus) is the source of this 5351-nucleotide messenger RNA. RefSeq names its product voltage-gated potassium channel subunit beta-2. Lineage: Eukaryota; Metazoa; Mollusca; Cephalopoda; Octopoda; Octopodidae. Gene Ontology annotation, cellular component: cytoplasm; membrane; voltage-gated potassium channel complex. The record is from RefSeq and is a predicted model, not a curated record. Gene Ontology annotation, molecular function: transmembrane transporter binding; voltage-gated potassium channel activity; potassium channel regulator activity. Gene Ontology annotation, biological process: potassium ion transport; transmembrane transport; regulation of potassium ion transmembrane transport.
AUGUGUGUGAAUGAGGAGAGAGAGAUGGGGAGGAGAAAGAGAAGUUUGUGUACGUGUGUGUGUGUGUGUGUUGUGUGAACGUGUGAGUGUGCGUGCGCGUAUAUCUGCUCUUCUUCAUGUGUGUGUGGUUGUGUGUGUGUGUGUGUAUACAAUAACUAAUAGCAGGAGAGGCAGGCAUCCCGGCAGACAAAUAGAUAUAAACAAAUCGAAACAGAUACAAAUACUCACAGUGUUUAGACAGACGGCCAAGCAGUUGGAUUACCAGUUUCUCUGCUGAGAAAAGUAGCAGCUUAAGCUGUAAAAUAAUAUAUUCAAAACAACAACAACAACAACAACAACAAACUUUCAUCAAAAAAGACUUCUGGCAUCAUGGCUAAACCGACAUACCGACCAAAGACUGAAGUAGAUGGAAAAGAUAAAGAAAUUAGUGGUAAUUUAAUGAUGCCUUCAGAAGAGAAGAAGCUCUACAAACUGCCAUUACAACACAAGAAAUUGAUAACGAUGAGAAAUCUAGGAAAAUCUGGACUUCGAGUGUCAAAUGUUGGAUUUGGGACCUGGGUAACAUUUGGUGCACAAGUUACAGACGAAGUUGCUGAAGACAUGUUAACGCUAGCCUAUGAGAGUGGAAUCAACAUAUUUGAUACUGCUGAAGUAUAUUCAGGUGGCAAGGCUGAAAUAUCUUUAGGUAAAAUUCUGAAAAAGAAAGGAUGGAGACGUUCCAGUUAUAUUAUAUCAACCAAGAUUCAUUGGAGUGGCAAUCGUGCCGAAACAGAGAAAGGCCUCUCUCGUAAACAUAUCAUUGAAGGUUUGAAAGGAUCACUAGAUCGUCUGCAGCUAUCAUAUGUUGAUAUAGUUUUCGCCAAUAAACCCAGUGCACAAACACCAAUGGAAGAAAUCGUCCGUGCCUUCACUUUUGUCAUCAAUCAGGGUUGGGCUAUGUACUGGGGUACCUCCCGCUGGACGCCCACAGAAAUCAUGGAAAGUUACGCUGUGGCACGCCAGUUCAACCUGAUCCCACCAACUGCUGAACAAGCUGAAUAUAACAUGUUUCAUCGAGAUAAAGUUGAGCUUCACAUGCAUGAGAUCUACACUAAAAUUGGUGUUGGAACAAUUUGCUGGUCCCCAUUAGCAUCAGGAAUUCUUUCAGGGAAGUAUGACGAUGGAGUACCGAUCUAUUCUCGUGCUGCCCUAAAGAAUUACGGAUGGCUGAAAGAUAAAAUUCUCAGUGAGGAGGGCCGCAAACAGCAAGCACGUCUAAGAGAAGUGGCAGUCGUUGCUGAUAGAUUAGGUUGCUCAUUAGCUCAACUGGCAAUAGCCUGGUGUCUGAGACAGGAAGCCAUUCAUUGUGUUUUACUUGGAGCUACAUCAGUAGACCAACUUUAUGAAAAUCUCCAAGCUCUGCAGUAUGUUCCAAAAUUAACACCAUCGUUGAUGAAUGAAUUGGACAAAUUACUUGGCAACAAACCUCUUUCACGCAAGGAGCAUCCACCCAGGUGACUAGACUUGGACAGGGCGGCUGGAGGGGGUGGUAGUGGCAGCGGAACCGCUGCCGGUGCUGCUGCUGGGAGCUCAGCUAAUGCUGGCACUUCAGGACAAUCCGGCAGCAGCAGUGGUGCCACCACCACCCACAUUGUCAGCCACAUGCCCUCACGACAUGCCCUCCACCAGCACGAUGCAGCACUCGGUUCACCUCCAUGUUCUAUCCAGUAGACAUAGAUAUCAUAGCAUUGUUACUCCAUGACUGUCACCUCUUCCACUGCCAUCAUCACCACCACUACCACUGCCAACACCACCACCUCCGCCACCACCACCACCACCACCACCAUGCCACCAUCAUCAUUUCCAUUGCCUCUGAGAAACAGAAAGGAAACAAAUCCAGCCUGUACCCCAGCCCCAGCGCAUGCAUUCUCAUUGUUAUAGACAUAGCAGUCAACAUUGUUGUUGUUGUUACUGCUACUACAACUGUUGUUGUUGUUGUUGUUGAUGACAUUAUUGUUGUUAUUGUUGUUGUUGUUAUCAAAUGAGGUGCUCGGGUGAAGAAUUAAGCAGAAAUUGCAGAGCCCCAAACUAAAUGAUUUUUGCAGAAAAUAUUUAGUUUAAUACCUCUGCAUUGUUUCUAACUCCUGAUAAUAGUGAAGUCGAUUUAAUCUAUUAUACCAUGGGAUUAUCAAAAUACAGUCAUACGCUGAGGGCAGGGGUACUUGAUUCAGAUAUUUGCCCUUCUCUACAAAAUAAGUUUUUGUAAACAAAUGUAAGAAAUUUGUUUGACAGAAACAAAAAAUUAAAUUUCUUGAAAUGUUUAAUUAAAUCUGUUUUAUUUUUCUGAAUUCAAUUCUUACAAAACUGGAUGUUACUCUGUAAUGAUGAUAACAGUCAAGUCCAUAGAAUCUAAAUUUAUUUACUACCUUCACUUAUUUAAAGAUAUCUCAUGAUUAGGGUUUAGAGGAUUAAAUCGACUUCUCCCAUCAUAUUCCAAAUUAAUGUCCUUGUGCUUAUUUCUUAAUUAUUUAAUCAUGCCACCAACAAAUGCAUGAUAUAUAUACAUAUUAGUUUAGCCAUUUCAGUUAAAUCUUGGUUUGUAUUUGAUUUAAAAAGCAUUUGCUAUUCUGAUCUCUUUGUAAACAGAUGAAUAAGGGGCACUUAUCUUCUGGAAAGUGGCUAAUCAGCUAUAAAACAUAUCCAAAUAAUCUCCUUUAUUUUUCUGUGUACAAAGAGAAUAACAUGAUUUAUGUACAUUUGUUUAAUUUCUCCAGCACAGAUAUUAUAAACUGUAGGCAACUACAUUAAAUUUAUCUGAGAUUUUUCUAAUACAUACUGUUUGAAUAUAAAAUAUUAUUUUAUUUUAUUUUUAUCAUUAUUUCUUUUUGUAAUCUUAUUUUAGUGUGUGUUUUUACUGCAAGACUGAGAACUACUCUCUAUGCCUCGGGCGUAUGAAGUAUUUUGCUUUGGUUUCAUAUUUUCUGUUUGUUUUCACACAAUUCUUCACAACAUGUGUGCAGUGUCUAGUUGCACCAUUUUCUGUAUAUUGUUCAUAUUUGUAAGUUAUAGGGUUUUGGGGAUACAUUUACCAGUAGAUAUAUUUCUUUCAUCAUUCUCAAAACACCCUAUAAUUACAGGGAGUUCCCUCUAUAACCACAAGGGUUUCCUUCUGUUUUCAGUCCCCACACUGUUAUCUCAAUUUCCAGAUAUUUAUAUCAACACAAUUUCUGAUUCAUUUACAACUUCAUCGUUAUCAGAUGGAAAUUGAGUCUUUCAUUAAGGUAACAUUAAUAUUCUGAUUGUUGUUGUUGUUAUUACCAUUAUUCACCCACUACACUCUCUGAGUGGUUGGCAUUAGGAAGGGCAUCCAGCUGUAGAAACUCUGCCAAAUCAGACUGGAGCCUGGUGUAGCCAUCCGGUUUCACCAGUCCUCAGUCAAAUCGUCCAACCCAUGCUAGCAUGGAAAGCGGACGUUAAACGACGAUGAUGAUGAUGAUGAUUAUUAUUAUUAUUAUUAUUACUACUAAGGCAGAAAGCUGGCAGAAAUAUUAGCACUCUGGACAAAAUGCUUAGUGGUAUUUCACCCGUCGCUACGUUCUGAGUUCAAAUUCCGCUGAGGUCGACUUUGCCUUUCAUCUUUUCGGGAUUGAUAAAUUAAGUACCAGUUGCAUACUGGGGUUGAUGUAACUGACUAGUCCCCUCCCCCAAAAUUUCAGGCCUUGUGCCUAGAGCAGAAAGGAUUAUUAUUAUUAUUAUUAUUAUUAUUAUUAUUAGCAGCAGCAUUUCCAUUUCAUCCGUUUUGACAUUCUUAGGUCAAAUUCUGCUGAGGUCAAUUUGCAUUUCAUCUUCCCAGGGUCAAUAAAAUGAGUACCACUUGAUCACUGGGGUCGAAGUAAUCAACUUAACCCACCCCCCUCGAAAAAUUGAGCCGAUAUUUGAAAUAAUCAUCAUCAUCAUCAUCAUCAUUAUUAUUAUUAUUAUUAUUAUUAUUAUUAUUAUUAUUAUUAUUAUUAUUAUUAUUAUUAUUAUUAUUAUUAUUAUCAUGGUAGCAAGGUGGCAGAAUCAUUAGCACACCAGGCAAAAUGUUCAGCAGCAUUUUGUUCACCUUUACAUUCUGAGUUCAAAUCCCAUUGAGGUCAACUUUGCCUUUCAUCCUUUCAGGGUUGAUAAAGUGAGUACCAGUCAUGUACUGAGGCAGGUUGAUGUAAUCGACUUACCCCACUCUGAAAUUGCUGGCCUUUUGCCAAAAUUUGAAACCAUUAUUAUGAUUAUUAUUAUGGAAAAUCGGUAGAGCACCAAAGAAACAAAAUGCUUUGAGGAAUUUUAACUUCACUGUUUUGAUUUCAAAUCCCAACAGUGUUAACUUUGCCUUUCAUCUUUGUUGUAUCAAUAAAAAACGAUACCAGUUAUACACUGAGGUUGAUUUAAUCAACUCUACCCCUCCAUCACCCUUUCUGGAUUGUUCCAACAUGGUAUAUUAUCGUCAUUAUUAUUUUGUUUAUUAUGAAAGACUCUCGGAUAGUUCUUAAUUACCAGGUUAUUAUUAUUAUUAUCAUUAUUAUUAUUAUUACUAUUAUUAUUAAGGCGGUGACCUGGCAGAAUCAUUAGCACACCGGGCUUAACAGUUUUUCACCCGUCUUUACAUUCUGAGUUCAAAUUCUGCCACAGUCGACUUUGCCUUUCAUCCUUUCAGGGUCAAUAAAUUAAGUGCCAGUUGAGUACUGGGGUCAAUGCAAUCGACUUAUACCCUCCCCCGGACUUGCUGGCCUUGUCCCAAAAUUUGAAAACAUUAUUAUUAUUAUUAUUAUUAUUAUUAUAAUUAUUAUUAUUAUUCUAAUAUUAAGGUGGUGAGCUGGCAGAAUUGUUAGCACACUGGACGAAAUGCUUAGCAGUAUUUUGCCCCAUCACUUCAUUCUGAGUUCAAAUUCUGCCAAGGCUGACUUUGCCUAUCAUCCUUUCGGGGUCAAUAAAUUAAGUACCAGUGAAACACUGGGGUCGAUGUAAUUAACUAGCUCCCUCCCCAACAAUUUCAGGCCUUGUACCUAUAGUAGAAAGGAUUAUUAUUAUUAAGGUGGUGAGCUGGCAGAAUUGUUAGCACGUCAGAAAAAAUGCUUAGUGGUAUUUGGCCUGUCGUUACAUUCUGAGUUCAAAUUCUGCCGAGGUCAACUUUGCCUUCCAUCUUUUCAGGGUCGAUAAAAUAAGUACCAAUUGAGUACUGGGGUCAAAGCAAUCGACUUACCCCGUCCCCAAAAUUGCUGGCCUAGUGCCAAAAUUUGAAAUCGUUGUUAUUGUUAUUAUUAUUAUCAUUAUUAUUCAACUUGACAUGAUGAGUGUCAAAUUUUCAAAGGGAAAUAACCUUUACUUCACUUCAA